Messenger RNA from Eurytemora carolleeae, 1244 nucleotides. RefSeq lists its product as uncharacterized. The record is from RefSeq and is a predicted model, not a curated record. Lineage: Eukaryota; Metazoa; Arthropoda; Copepoda; Calanoida; Temoridae.
AUUUGUUAGUUGCGACCAUCCUAAAGAGGAGAUCAAGGCUGUGUUCAACAACCUGAUUUCUGAAGAGGACCUUAACACCCUGCUGUCAUCUGACAACUGCAUGAGCUUUACCAUAUCUGACUUUUGUACUGGUUACAAUAGCAGAGUUUCAUUCAGCCAGAAACCUGAGUUUAACACCAGCUUUGAAUACUCCUAUGGGAAGGAACAUGAGCUUCCCCCUCCACUCGUCGGAGGGAAAUCUCUUGUCACAAGAAAUGGAAAUGUAAUUGUUAAGACCAUGACAUUUCCAGAUGUUGUGUACACCUAUGAAACAAUUGUGUCUGGCUUUGGUGUCUCAAUCAAGAUGUCAUCAACAAGGGAUGGGUAUAUCUCUACAAGUAUCUGGGAGAGGGUUAAUGCUUCCUUCUGUGGUUACUUUGUCAUGCAGAACCAUGUUAAUGCUGAGAAUUAUAUGGUGGCUGAUAACAAGAUGUCAAAAGCUGAAGCAGAGACACUUCUGUCUUUUCUGGCAGUUAGAAUAACCGAGAAGGGUGGAAAGUAUGAAAUGGCUGAUUUCCUUGGAAAUGGAACAAACAAGAGUAUUAGUUUCAAUCUUGGUGUAGAGUUUGCCGAGGAAAAUUAUCAUUUGGGGAUCAAUGGAACCCAUUUGUUCACUAGUAAUUCCCUGUCUGAACUCGUAUACACUUUUAAAGAUAAGGGUUCGGGAAGUGUUACCGUUUGGAGAGCUUUAGCCACCACAGAUACUCUAACAUGGACUGCAGAGAAGGCUUCUCAUGGUGUCAAGUGUAGCAUUACAUAUCAGCGAUGUGGAGAUAUUGACGGUACUUGGAAAGUCAUGACUCACUCCAACUAUGACAACUUCCUCCGUGGUCUUGGUCUCCCGGAGUCAGUGAUCCAGGAUGCUGUAGAGGAAAGAGAAACCCUGACCUGGAAACAUCUUGGAAAAGAGGUUUGGCUUGCUGCUUCAUCUUCAAAAGUGCUUCCUAUGGAGUCAAAGCAUCUUAUCCCAGGCAUAGACCACUCCUCUCAGAUGAUGGGAAUGAACGUUACUGAAAUAUUUAAUCUGAGCAGGGAUGGAAUGUACGGCACAGUUAAGAUGGGAGAGAACAUGUUUAACUACAAAGUUGUUGUUGGAAAGGAGUUGGCCCAUAUGGAUGUGGAGAUUGAUGGGAAACCUUUUACUAAAGCUACAAUUAUAUUCGCUAGAACAUAAAGGGAUUAAAUAUAUUGGCGUUAGAAACAUC